Molecule: messenger RNA, 475 nt
Organism: Dermatophagoides pteronyssinus (European house dust mite)
Lineage: Eukaryota; Metazoa; Arthropoda; Arachnida; Sarcoptiformes; Pyroglyphidae
Gene: l(3)87Df
Product: cytochrome c oxidase assembly factor COX20 lethal (3) 87Df
Biological process (GO): mitochondrial respiratory chain complex IV assembly
Cellular component (GO): mitochondrion; mitochondrial inner membrane
Source: RefSeq, a predicted model, not a curated record
AACGUACUCGAUGAACGGCCUUUGAUCAUCACACUUUCGAGCUGCAGCUGACAUUCGAAUCAAAUAUUGAUGAUAAUCAAGCAACAAUAAUGGCCAUCGAUGAAAAUAUUAUCGAAGGUUUACAAGAUGAACAAGAUGAUAAACAGAUAUUUAUACUCGGUACAGAUAUAACGAAAAUUCCAUGUUUCAAGGAUUCAUUCCUGACCGGUAUUUAUGCCGGUUUUGGUUGUGGUAUAGCAUCAUUUUUGGCUACAAGUCGAGUGCUACAAUCGACAAAUAUUUCGAUUCUAUCAUUUGCAUUGGUUACCUAUGGUUAUUGGUUCAAUUGUCGAAUGAAAUGGGCCAAAGAUAGUUUUAAUUGUCGCCAAGCCGAAGGAACGUUUGCCGAAGAAAUCGAAAUGAUCAAAUCACGCAAAACAAACAAGAUAACCGAAGACUAUUAACAUCCAUUCAGAUCCAUUUAGAUUGGCUUGUA